Molecule: messenger RNA, 1299 nt
Organism: Zea mays
Lineage: Eukaryota; Viridiplantae; Streptophyta; Magnoliopsida; Poales; Poaceae
Product: non-specific lipid transfer protein-like 1
Exons: 2
Coding region: 308-1039 (243 amino acids)
Biological process (GO): lipid transport
Molecular function (GO): lipid binding
Source: RefSeq, a predicted model, not a curated record
CUACUGGAUAUUGGAGUAUAAUAAGGAGAUCGCAGCGACAGCAAGCAGAAUGAAGUAGCUAGGAAUGAACUGCUGAAGCAUGCAUGUGCAGCCAGCCAGCCAGCUGGGAAGGCCUGCCUGGCUCAUUCAUGGCUCCACCAUCAUGCCGUUGAUGGUCGGUCGUCGGCCAGAGGGAGCGGGGACGUGGUGGCGCCGCGCGGAUCCGGCGGCAGACGACGUGACUUUCUCGCGGAUUUCUCUCGUCUCUUGAUUCUCUUCAGUUACCCGUUCGGUCAAGAGUCGGAAACGAAGCCACCGUGGGUACCGGAUGCCGCCUGGGCAGGAGCCCCUAGAAGACCUCGUCGUCCGCGCUGGCAGGCCACGGGACGACGACUCCGCCGCCUUUAAAAGAGCCGCGCCGCGCGCCAAGCGAGACGCAUAUCAGAUUCCCAGUCGCGCCUCCAAGCCCACUAGCGCAACACAAGUCGCCUCCUCCCUCGUUCUGUCGUUCAGUCCAGGUCCAGCCAUGGCGCGCCUCGGCCUCUUGGCCCUCGCGGUGGCCGUCCUCGCGCUUGCGUCCGGCGUGGCGUCGCAGGCGCCGGGGCCGGCGCCGUCGGCCGACUGCGCGUCGGCGCUGGCCGGGCUCAUGGGCUGCCUGCCGUACGUGCAGCAGGGGAGCACGCAGGGCAAGCCCGAUAGGGAGUGCUGCGCCGGCGUCAAGGCCGCGCUGAAGAGCCCCGCCACCGUCGUCUGCCUCUGCGCCGCCGUCGGGCAGAACUACGGCAUGCCCGUCAACCUCACCCGCGGCGCCGGGCUGCCCGCGGCGUGCGGCGAAGACCCCGCCGCCUUGAGCAAGUGCAACAGUCAAGCCCACAGCUUCCGGAACGGCUCCGGCAGUCCCAAGCCCGGGCUCUUCCAAGUCGUCGUCGUCGGCGGCGGCGGCGAUCCGAUUCCCGGUCUCAGCGUUCGCCGUUGUCGUCGCCGCGACUCUGCUCUCGCACUGCCUCCUCUGAAGAUGCCCGGGUGUUUGGUGGUUUUAGUUCAUGAUGAUGAGUUGUGACGUGAACCUGUGUAUCCGCACUGUGUCAUAAUUCGUUGAGUUCAAUUGACUAAUCGACCAUGUUGGCUGUUGGCAUACUGCAUGCAGCUAUUCAUGUCGUUCUGCAAGGAAUUUCUGUGUCCAGGUACCCACCUUAACGUUCACAAAACUAUGCUGAAAACAACGCAAUGCAACACAUCUCGUUUUAGUUUCGACACAAGAUUUGCUGCCAAUUCAUGUUUUGAAAGAUACAGGAUAUAUUAAAAGCCAUGCAAUUUUUA